Messenger RNA from Lolium perenne, 5027 nucleotides. RefSeq names its product protein NUCLEOLAR COMPLEX ASSOCIATED 4. Lineage: Eukaryota; Viridiplantae; Streptophyta; Magnoliopsida; Poales; Poaceae. The record is from RefSeq and is a predicted model, not a curated record. Gene Ontology annotation, cellular component: small-subunit processome; Noc4p-Nop14p complex; nucleolus. Gene Ontology annotation, biological process: ribosome biogenesis.
GAAACCCACGGUCCAAUCCACACCAUCGUCCCCAACCUCGUCGCCGCCUUUUCUCCCCCGCCGCGCCGCCGCCUCCCGCGCGCACCCUUCCGCCAUGGCGAAACCCUCGUCGGCGACGGCGACGGCGUCGGCGUCAGGCACGAAGAAGCGGAAGUCCAAGUCCGGGGCCCUAACCCACGAGGAGGUGAAGACGCUGGGCCACGAGCUCCUCUCCUCGCGCGCCCACCUCAACCACGCCCCUACCCUCCUCGCGCUCCUCUCCCCCUCCGCGCCGCCCAAAAUCGCCCUCGAGGCGCUCAUCUCGCUGCAGUCCUUCUUCGAGCCCUUGCUCCCCUCCAUCCCCUCCGCCUCCGCCGCUGCCGCAGAUGUUGCGAGCAGCGACCCCGAGCUCGUGUUCGGGGCGUGGCUGCGGCAGCGCUUCGACGAGUUCGUCGCCGCGCUCGUCGAGCUCAGCGUCUCGCCCCGCAGCGACGACGCGAUCAGGGAAGUUGCGUUUGAUGCGUUUAUGGACUUCGUGAAGCUGGGGAAGGACGGGAGGUUCCACUCGGCGAUUUACCACAAGUUUCUCCAUGCUGUGGUCCAUGCUACCGAUUCCAUUGAUCCUUUGUUAGAGUUGCUUGGGUCCAAGUACUCCAAAUAUGCUGAUGUUUGUUAUUUUACUUAUACUAGCUUAGACAAGAUCACCAGCAGUUUGGGGAGUCAAACCACCGGCUCUGGGAAAGAUGGCUUGCAAAAUGGGGACGAAAGCUCUGAAGACAGGAAUGUUAUCUGUAUACACAAUAUAUACAAUAUUUUGGUGCAUAUUCCUGCAUUGGAUUUUCAGAAGGAAACAAAAUUUGAUAUGUGGAGUACUGUUGGCAUUUCUUUAAAAGGAGAGAAGAACUCCUCUGAGGGCUCCUCAGCGACACAUAUAAAUAAAAGGCUAAAAGUGAAGUUCACUAAAGCAUGGCUAACCUUUCUGAAGCUACCACUUCCUCUUGAUGUAUACAAGGAGGUCCUUGCUACAAUUCAUCAGAAUGUAAUUCCUUCAAUGUCAAACCCAUCCAUCUUGUGUGAUUUCUUCACUAGAUCAUACGACAUCGGUGGUGUUAUCAGUGUAAUGGCCUUAAGUGGUCUUUUCAUCCUCAUGACACAACAUAAUCUGGAAUAUCCAAAAUUCUAUGACAAGCUCUAUGCAUUACUGACUCCUGCCGUGUUCAUGGCAAAACAUCGGUCAGUGUUCUUGCAACUUCUUGACGCAUGCCUGAAAUCUUCAUAUGUUUCUGCACAUCUUGCUGCUUCAUUUGCAAAAAGAUUGAGUAGACUCGCCCUUUCAGCACCACCAGCUGGAGCUCUUAUCAUCAUUGCUUUAAUUCAUAAUCUUCUGCGGAGGCACCCCUCAAUUAAUUUUUUGGUUCAUUGGGAAGUUCCUCAGGAUGAUGAUACCAAUACCAGUCGAGAAGCUAGUCAGCCUAAAAAAGUUGGCGCUGAUCCUUUUGACAAUGAAGAGACAGACCCUACAAAGUCUGGUGCAAUGCGUAGUUCUUUAUGGGAAAUAGACACACUGCGUCAUCACUACACACCUGCAGUUUCUAGAUUUGUUGCAUCACUUGAAAAUGAUCUCACUGUACGCGCCAAAACGUCUGAGAUGAAAAUAACAGACUUUAGUUCUGGCUCCUAUGCAACAGUUUUCCGAGAUGAGGUGAGGCGGCGGAUAAAACAAGUUCCUCUUGCGUUCUACAGAACUACACCAACAUCUUUAUUUCAAGAGUCAGAUUUUCCUGGAUGGACCUUUGAGCAGACUAGUGUAGAAGGAAAUGAGAACAGCACGGUAGAGACUAGUGGCGCCUCACCUGCUAAAAGGUCACGGGUUUAGACCUGAGUAGGGCCAGCAGGGUGUUGCUGCUGCUGAUCUUUCCAAGCCACGUUGAUUGUAGAUGCAUCCGAUUUCGCUCCUGUUUCAACUUCCAGCCUUAUGUUUGACAUGAGGGCAUAAAUAAUUUCUGAAAAGAUUUUCACCAGCAAGAAUAUCGAUGCAAGACCCGACACAGUGAGCAUUGGAGCUCUUUUCACAUUCAAUUCCACCAUAGGGAGAGUUGCCAAGAUUGCCAUGGCUGCUGCUGUCAGUGACAUCAACAAUGAUUCAAGCGUCCUUCCAGGAACAAACCUGGUUGUCCAGAUGAGAGAUUCCAAUUGCAGUGGCUUCGUUGGCAUUGUGCAAGCAUUGCAAUUCAUGGAGAAGGAUACGAUUGCAAUCAUCGGCCCUCAGUCUUCUGUUCUAGCGCAUGUUGUUUCUCAUGUUGCAAAUGAACUCCAAGUGCCUAUGCUGUCCUUUGCUGCAACUGAUCCAACUCUCACACCACUUCAAUUUCCUUUCUUUGUGAGGACAACCCAUAGUGAUCAUUUUCAAAUGGCUUCUGUUGCUGACAUAGUCAACUAUUAUGGGUGGAAGCAAGUCACAGCUAUAUAUAUUGAUGAUGAUUAUGGAAGAAACGGCAUAUCGUCCUUAGGUGAUGAACUUGCCAAGAGGCGGUCCAAGAUCUUGUAUAAAGCUGCAGUUAGGCCAGGAGCAAGAAGGGGUGAAAUGGCUACUGUGCUGGUCAGGGUUGCAAUGAUGGAAUCUCGAGUACUCAUUCUGCAUGCAAAUCCUGACUCUGGGAUUCCACUUCUCUUAUUAGCACGCAAUCUCGGCAUGACAUCCAGUGGAUAUGUGUGGAUUGCAACAGAUUGGCUUGGAUCAUUUCUCGAUUCAUCACCACAUCUUGAUAUGGAUAUAGUGAGUGCAGUGCAGGGUGUUCUCACAUUACGCCAGCACACAGAAAAUACCAGAAAGAAGAGCAUGCUAGCUUCAAAAUGGAGUGCACUGGUGAAGAGGGAUAAUGUUGACAGCAGGUUCUUGAUUAAUUCAUAUGGCUUGUAUGCUUACGAUACUGUAUGGACGAUUGCUCAUGCGCUGGAUGCGUUUUUCAGUAGAGGCGGUAACAUUUCAUUCUCCACCUACCCCAAACUACGUGAUAUCGCAGGAGGAGGUUUGCAAUUGGGAGCAAUGACUGUCUUUGAUGAGGGAAGGCUGUUGUUGGAAAGAAUCCGCCAAAUAAAUUUCAGUGGUGCAACUGGCCUUGUAAAAUUUGGUUCAGAUGGUAAUCUUCUCCGGCCUGCGUACGACAUUGUUAACAUACUAGGGUCCGGUUCGCGGACAAUCGGUUACUGGUCCAACUAUUCCGGCCUUUCAACAGCAUCUCCUGAGACUCUCUACAUGAAACCAGCAAACCGUCUUAGGGAAAAUCAGAAACUUGGCCUAGUGAUCUGGCCAGGUGAGACUGUAACAAGGCCACGUGGAUGGGUGUUUCCAAACAAUGGAAAUGAGCUAAGGAUUGGAGUUCCCGAUAGGGUGAGUUUCCGUCAAUUUGUGUCCGCUGACAAUAUAACAGAUACGGUGCGUGGUUUCUGUAUCGAUGUGUUUGUUGCUGCAACAAACUUGUUACAAUAUCCAGUUCCAUAUAAGUUUAUGAUGUUUGGGAAUGGCAGCGAAAAUCCAAGCUAUACACAGCUUAUCAAUAAAAUUCAAACAAAUGAAUUUGAUGCUGUGGUAGGUGAUAUUGCUAUUGUCACAAAUCGGACAAGGGUUGUCGACUUCACUCAGCCAUAUAUCGAGUCAGGGCUUGUGGUACUUACCUCUGUUAAGAAGCAUAGCUCGAGUGGAUGGUCCUUUUUGCAGCCAUUCACAAUCAGAAUGUGGGGCGUCACAGGACUGUUCUUUCUUAUCAUAGGAACGGUGGUUUGGUUGCUUGAGCACAGAAUCAAUGAUGAUUUCCGUGGACCUCCAGUGAAACAGAUUAUUACUGUAUUCUGGUUCAGUUUCUCAACUCUGUUCUUCGCCCACAGAGAGGACACCAGAAGCACCCUGGGUCGCUUCGUGAUCAUCAUAUGGCUCUUUGUGGUUCUGAUAAUACAGUCCAGCUAUACUGCCAGCCUGACUUCCAUACUCACCGUGCAGCAGCUCACAUCUCCAAUCACGGGGAUCGAUAGCUUGGUCGCCAGUGACGAGCCCAUUGGUUUCCAAGUUGGCUCCUUCGCAGAAAAUUACCUCCCGCAAGAGCUCGGUGUCUCAAAGUCAAGGCUUAGAGCGCUCGGUAAUCCGGACGAGUAUAAGCGAGCACUGGACCUUGGCCCCGGCAAUGGAGGCGUCAUGGCCAUCGUCGACGAGCGCCCAUACAUUGAGCUUUUCCUGCUUGAGCAUCCCAAAUUUGCAGUCGUGGGCUCGGAGUUUACCAAAAGCGGCUGGGGCUUCGCGUUCCCGAGGGACUCGCCACUGGCAGUGGAUCUAUCGACGGCCAUCCUGGAGCUGUCGGAGAACGGCGACCUCCAGCGGAUCCAUGAGAAGUGGCUGAACGAUCGGAUGACCGAGUCGCAGUCCCAGACCAAUGAGUUGGACUCGGACAGUCUGCAGGUGUACAGCUUCUCUGGGCUGUUCCUCAUUUGCGGCGUGGCGUGCGUGAUCACCCUCGCCAUACACGCCGGCGUCCUCGUCCACAAAUACUGGGAGCACACCGCGUCCUCGCAGCAGGCGGUGCUGUCGUCCACAGAUGGCAGUUCCCGCUCCAGCCGCAGCAGGCUCCAGGCGUUCCUGUCCUUUGCCGACCGACGGGAGAUCGACACCCACAGGGCAUCCAAAGAGAAGGCAGUGGCGCUGGCAGGAGUAGGAGAAAACUCCAUCGGCGGCGUCAGUGCGGCGUCGAGUACUACCAGCGUCAGCACUAGCACGUCUUGCUAGAGACGGUCACGGCAUAGCCUUGCAUGUCUUGGCUUCCAGAUAAUUAACUUAUGGCGUACGUACAAUACACCCACCCAGUACAGGCCGUAGUAGUAUUGAUCAUCUGGUCGCAGUAGUAUUUGAUCAUACGGGUAGUCGUACUUAAAUAGCGCAGUAUUCUCUCCUUGUGCUGCAGAAUUGUAAAGAUGUGUAAGCUGUGGUGCACAUGGAGCAGCUUCAGUACUAGUUGUUGAUUUUGAGACGGCCGCCUACGAGAAAGUUAAUUGGAAUUUUU